Messenger RNA from Xyrauchen texanus (razorback sucker), 3793 nucleotides. Its product is annotated as sphingosine-1-phosphate phosphatase 1-like. The coding region runs from base 258 to 1655 and encodes 465 amino acids. Gene Ontology annotation, molecular function: sphingosine-1-phosphate phosphatase activity. Gene Ontology annotation, cellular component: endoplasmic reticulum membrane. The record is from RefSeq and is a predicted model, not a curated record. Gene Ontology annotation, biological process: phospholipid dephosphorylation; sphingosine metabolic process. The transcript has 3 exons. Lineage: Eukaryota; Metazoa; Chordata; Actinopteri; Cypriniformes; Catostomidae.
GCGGGCACAGCCUUACUUACUCCUAGUCUUAUAGGCUAAAGCUACUCCAUUUUAGCAUUAUCGUCCGUGGUUUCAAGAUUCGAGGACAGUUGCAUGUUAGGCAUUGUGUAGCACCUUCUAAUCUAGCAGUGUUGGUGCACUAUUAGGUCAGAGGUGCUGCUCUGCACGCUAGUCAUUUGUUUUGGAUGUGUUUACAGCGGCUCAUGAGCAGCGCGUGGGAUAUUGCACCCGUGUAAAAGAGCUCUUUCGCUUUCAUAAUGGCCAGCGACGUGGUCAAAAGAUUAAUUUGCAUUUGUCGAUACCUACAAGACCCUUGCCAUGUCGCCAAGUUCCAGCAACUUUGUGGCGUCCGAGGGACAUUUACGAAAAAAACGGCCGAGACUGUGGAGAGUGAAGCGAAGCGCUCGGUCAACGGUGCGCGCGCGGGGCAACGCCAGAGGGACUGCGCUGCUGGUGGGGAUAACGCACAGGUACAUCCGAGCCAAAGGCUGGGGAAGAGUUUAAAUGCUGGGAAUGUUAAACAAGACGACUUCUCUGGCGAUCUUCUGAACGGACCCAUGACAUCAGGCUCUGACAGGACAGAGGGGCAACAUGGAGGUUCAGAAGUGGCCGGCGCGAGCGAGAAGGGCUCCAGAGACAGAGUGAAGCCCUUGCGCAGGAACUCGCUGACUGGCGAUGUUGGGCAAGAGUUCAUCAUCGAGAACAAGUUUCUCUUCUGUCUCUUUACCAUUGGUACCGAGCUUGGCAACGAGAUGUUCUUCAUCGUGUUUUUCCCCUUCUUGAUGUGGAACGUUGAUCCCUAUGUCAGUCGGCAGCUCAUCGUUGUGUGGGCCUGGGUGCUGUUCCUCGGCCAGUCCACGAAAGAUCUGGUCCGAUGGACUCGUCCCGCCUCUCCUCCCGUGGUUAAAGUGGAAGUGUUCUACAACACCGAGUACAGCAUGCCAUCCACACACGCCAUGACCGGAACCGCGAUGCCCUUCUGUCUGUUCAUGAUCACAUGCAGCCGUUGGGAGUACCCGUUCAUGUUUGGACUGAGUGUUGCUCUGUGCUGGAGUCUCCUUGUGUGCACCAGUAGAAUUUAUAUGGGCAUGCACUCAGUGCUGGAGGUGAUCACAGGUUUUCUCUACAGUAUACUCAUCCUGGCAGUCAUUCAACCCAUGCUGGAUGACAUCGACACAUUCUAUCUGACCCACAGCUACGCCCCCUUGGUCGUUCUCCUUGUGCAUGUUGGAUUCAGUUUGGUGGCCUUCUCUCUGGACUCAUGGAGCACCUCCCGUGGUGACACUGCCCAGGCAUUGGCCACAGCUGCUGGAUCUGCUUUGGCAUCCCGUCUGGCCCAUCAACUGGGCCUGCAUCCAGAUCCUCCUGAAGAAGCUCUACCGCUCACCCUACCCCUGUUAGAUGGAGCCUUAUUGGGGUGCUCAAUAAUGCGGCUCCUGGUGGGAGUGUCGGUGCUUCUAGCUGUUAGAGCUGCAAUGAAGGUGGCGGCAGUCCCGCUGGCGUGCAAGCUCUUCAAUAUUCCCUCGGGCGAUGUGAGGAAGGCCAGACAACAUGCACAAGUGGAACUUUCCUAUCGGUUUAUAGUCUAUGGCCCCGUGGCCUACAGCUGUGUUUUCCUGGUGCCGCUUCUCUUUGACUUCCUUGGCUUAUCCUGAAUUUACAAAAUCCCUCUAUUCAUCUUUGUUAUCCACUAUUAUAUGUUUUUUUAGACAUUCUCCCAGAACACUGUUAACUCGUACAUGGCCUGGACUGAUCAAGGUCCAAGUACAAGGACAAAUUGAACUUGGAAAAGCCUUGGAAGAGCCACGUAUAGUGCUUUGAUUUUUAAAAUGCACUGUUUUGUUUCGUUUACAGGUUUAAGGGCAUUUUUGUUUAGCGUAAGAUCAGACUUGAGUGCGUGAUUGAUGUCUUGUUCAAUAGAGGACAAUACAUCUGCCUCUGAAAUGAUCAAAGCAAGCUCCUCCCGUUUUGAAUGGUGAUGUUUAUAACCAUUCUGCUCAAGUCGGAGAGAUUUCUCAAGAAGGCCUCACAUGUUUUCUCAUGUGUAUCCUGCAUUUGUCUUUCACUGAUUUCCCCUGAGCAGACAGACACCCAUCCUGCACCAUAAGUGGGAAAGAGCCAAAGACUAUUUCGUCUGUGUGACGCAACCAAGUGUAUGCUUCUAGCCAGUCAUUGAGGGCCGAGCAAUUCCUUAUCAAUAUCUCUGCCGAUAUCUAUUCAUUGCUCACUUUGCCGAAGCCCCAUUGCCUUGACUUUUUCAGGGCAAUGUUGUGUCCUAUUAGAUAGAUGUGCUGGUGCAUCAUUAAAAAAAAUUGGAUUUUGCAUUCAAAAAGUUUAUUAACUGUGCCUUAAAAAACUGUAAAAACAGCAUAUAGAAACAUUUUUAUCAAUUGUGCACAACAAAUAUACAAUAGUUUAAAAAUGUAUUCCCAACAGACUUGCGCCCACCCAUCCUGCACUCUUGUGUUGUCUCUCCCUCAAAAAUGUGCUGCAUUGUCCUUACGAAAUAGUCUUUGUUUCUAUUUCACCAGAGCUGUCUGCAGUUCUUUCUCUCAGUUUCCAUUGUGAGUUUUUGUCUCACAAUAAGCGGUAAUGCAUUAAGAAAAUUAUGGGAGGGGACCUUCCUGUCAGUAUAAAUGCUGUAUACAUGAACUUCCUAUGGCUGUGUUGCAUAUCAACCCCUAGGAAAAGACAGCUUUGAAUCUAGCAGCAUCUAAGCCACUAAAUCAAUUGGACAAUUUUAAGUAUGAAAAUGUCUGCUUAAACAAAAAAUCACCACGAGUACACUUUUGAAAAAAUGUCUUUUUAGUGUUCCUCAUUUUGCUUCCAGUUCUACAUAAUGUUUGGCUUUAGUCAUUAAAUUUCAGUUUAUUAAACUGAGCUUUCAUGUGGAGAUGCUUUCUGGGUGUCUCUCCAUGUGUCUGCUGCAUAAAGAGGAUGCAUUGAAAUCAGUGUGGCUUUAUUUAAUGGAUCAGGGAAACCUUAACUGAGCUUGCUUGGUCGUCUUGUCUGAACUCACUGCAGUUUAAAACCAUUUAAAAAAAUGUGAUUAUUGGUAUGAAAACCUGGCCAAAGGAAAUACAACAUUUGUUUAUUUAUUCCAUGAAAUUGUCAGUAUUAAUCUAGAUAGAUAUGUUGUCUGUCAUUGAAGUAGUUAUCUGUACUUGCCAUAUAUUUUUUUAUGUUUGCCAUUUCACAAGGAACUAUGGUAAAGCUACCUUGUCUUUUGCAACACUACCAAGUGUGAGCUGCUGCCCUGUCAUAGAGGGCAGGGAAAUUCCUUACCUCUGCCGAUAUUCAUUCAUGGCUCGCUUCUCAGAAACCCAGUGCUUUGAGACCUUUCUUUCCAGGGCAAUUUUGUCCUCCAACUAGGCACAAGACAUCAUAGUUAUUCUUUUUUGUGAAACUCCAUAAUGUUAAUUGCAAAGUGUCAGUAUUGCUUAUGCAGUUGCAUGCUGUUCUUUUUUUUUUUUUUUUUUUGGCAUUUCUAUGGCAUGUACCCUUUUUUUUAUUAUUGUUAUUUUUUAUGUACUUCAUGUGGAAGUAUUUCUUGCAAAGGAUUUGUUUCAUUACAGGUCUCUGGAACCAUAUUUUGAUGUGACAGAUUUGUUUGAAAUUAUUUACUUAUUUAUCAUAAAAUCAAUUUUCAUAUAGUUUGAUGUUUUAAGGUUUCCCACUUUUAAAUUCAGUAUGAAUUAAGCUUGUACACCCUGCCUGUACUGAGCUUUAAGCUGGUAAUGGUCACCCAAACUAUGGGUAUUCUAACCAUAGUCUAUUGCUACCUGGCUGUGGU